Leguminivora glycinivorella is the source of this 4013-nucleotide messenger RNA. RefSeq lists its product as uncharacterized. The record is from RefSeq and is a predicted model, not a curated record. Gene Ontology annotation, cellular component: cytosol. The transcript has 10 exons. Gene Ontology annotation, molecular function: aldose reductase (NADPH) activity. NCBI's taxonomy places the organism in Eukaryota, Metazoa, Arthropoda, Insecta, Lepidoptera, Tortricidae. The coding region runs from base 580 to 3270 and encodes 896 amino acids.
AAUGAUACAGCAAGCCUGCCAGAGGAGAUCCUAGAAGUUAAAGUCAAAGACCCUCAAAAGCUUGAAAUUAAGUUUGAAGAAAUAGUUCAUCAAUAUGAUGAUCCACCGUUAGAACAUGUUAAAUUAGAACCUAUUGAUAAGGCAAGAUAUUCUAAAAUACCAUUACUUAGGCGCAGAAGUUCGCAUGACGUAAAAUUACCUGGACAACUUGAUAGAACAUUGUCAUUGAAAACCAGUACGAUAAAUGAAUCAACUCCAGGAAGCGAUCAAGAAGCGACUAAGACAGAAGACAUCGAUAAAUCAAAUAACGUUACAAAAACGGAUAGAGUUGAAGACGAUAAUGAUGACAGUGAAAACGCUCUGGAGAUCAAUAACAAUGACGAAAAUAUUGAAGAUAGUGACAUCGGAACAGAAUCCCCACCUCUACUGAUACAAGAUUAUAACACAAUCCCAACCCCAGAUUCUGAACUAGUAAAAGUUGGAAUAUUUGGAUUAUCUCCUCGAAACAUUCCAUUGGAAGAAACAAAUCAAAAUGUGACAACACCUGAGCUAGAAACUGUCAAAGUUGCUGUUAUAGAUAUGCGUGUUGAAGAACCACCACCAUCCAUUAGUGAAGAUAUUAAGAUAAUAGAAAUAAGUCCCGACCCAAAAUCACCAGAAGUACAAGAUAAUACGUCUAUCGCAACAAUAGAUAAUAAGCAGGAAAUAGUAAAUAAUGUAUAUUUAACUGAAGAAAAUAAUACUGAGAUUCCAAACGAAAGAAUAGAAGAUACACAUUUAAAAGAUAAAAAAGACACUCCUGAAGCAACACUAACUAAUAACGAUCCAGUCAAUCACAAUGAAAUAAAUCGGAUUGUGUAUCCCGACAACGAAUUAAAAUCUUUUAAUUUAUUGAAAAAUACUAAUAAUAUUGAAGAAAGAACCAAGUCUAGGUAUAUUAACAGGCCACCGAAAGAAGAAACGAAACAAAAUAACACACCAAUAUUAGAAGAAGAUAUACCAAAGGGUAAAGUUAGUAGUAUUCUGGAAAGGUUUUCUUCGCAAGAAACUCCUAACACUGAACACAAAGAUAAAAAUAAUGAUGAAGACAUUACAGUUACAAAGAAAGAAAAAGACAAUAUUCCUAAAAAGAAAUCAGUUCUUUCUAAAAUUGCCAUGUUUGAGCGUAGAGAUCCAGAACCUCCAAAACAAAAACCAAACACUCACAAAUAUUCGAAACCAGUACGAACUAUUAGCGAAGAAAUAAAACACUCGCCAAAAAUAGUUGAAGAAGUCCUUAAACCCAGAGGCGCACAUAUAGAUAAACAUACAAUCGUUUCUGUUGAUAUCGUGAGACCUGUUGAGGUUAUAACUAAUAAUGAAGAACAGGUACCAAUUGUAGAGAAUUUGAAAGAAAAUAAAGUCACAUAUGAUAACUUUGACGACGCUCGACGCAAUCAAAUAGUUCAUGAUGUUUUACCCCCAAAAGGCGUACAUACAAACAAGCAUACAAUACUCACUAUUGAUAUCAUGAAGCCAGUUAAAGUAGUUACUAAUAACGAAGAGCAAGUAACGGUUGUAGAAAAUUUGAAAGAAAGUUCAGUUACAUAUGAUAACUUUGAUGAUCACAGGCAAAUCAAUAUAGAAUCUGAAAUUGAUCCAAAGCGUAUAAAUAUUGUGAAUGAUACUAUAAUGGAUAUUAAUGGACAUGAAGAUAACUAUAACAACGAGAAUACAUUAAAAGAAAGAAAUGAUAGUUUCAAUGUUGAAAUAGAAAAAGAAAAACCAAGUGGUCAGUUUCUUAGCGAUGGUAACAACGAAACAGCACCAGUUAAGAAAAUAACAUCAAAUAAAGAUUACAUUAAAGAAAAAUGGAAAAGCACAGACGCCCUUUCAGAUUUCCUACCAGUGAAAGAAAAAAUUAAUAGACUUAAAUCUCAUGACGACACAAAUAUGAAAAAAGCCAAAUCUACAGCAGAAUUGGACUUAGGAGAUGCUGUGAAAGGCAAAGUGAAGAAGAUGAUUGUAAGAAUGAAUUCUUCUGAGCUUCUAGAGGAUGUGAGGGUGAAAGAAGUAGAAGUUAUAAAUCCGAAGGAAAGGCCUAGAAAGAGGUCGGUCUCGGAGAAAAUCGCGUUGUUUGAGAGAAAAUUAACACUGGUAACCAUGGACAAAGUAGAAAACACUGGACGUGCUUUGAAUCACAGGAAGCCCGUCAUGGAAACUGACAACUCGUUAGCGGUUCCUGUCAACAUGACAAACGGCGCGCAAAUUGAAAUAGAUACAGAUUAUGCAGUGAAGAUUAAAGAGCUAAAGAACGCGAAAUUUUCAUAUGGAAGUGUUAGUAACAUGAGUUACAUACAACUGAGAGACGGGAAGAAAAUGCCCGUUAUAGCACUUGGGACUGCUUUGCUGGACCCAAAACUAGCAACACACAUAGUGGCAGCGGCCAUAGACUUAGGGUAUAGAGCCAUAGACACGGCUUAUAUCUAUGGCAAUGAGGAAGAAGUGGGGGAAGGAAUACGGGCCAAGAUACAAGAUGGGACUGUACGGCGUGAGGACCUCUUCAUCAUGAAUAAGAUGUGGAGCACCUUCCACCGCCCGGAUCUCGUGGAGAGCGCCUGUCGGGCUUCUUUGGCUAGCAUGGGCUUGCAAUACUUCGACCUGUAUAUCAUACACAACCCUAUGUCCUUCAAGGAAGGCGGCGAUCCCCUCCCGAAGAUCGCUAACGUUCUCCAAUUCUCCGACCAUGAUUACCUGGACGCCUGGUUCGCCAUGGAGGGUUUGGUGGCCAAGGGUUUAGUCCGCAGCAUCGGGGUAUCCAACUUCAAUUCCGUGCAAGUAGAGAGAGUCGUGGAUAAGGGGAGGAUUAAGCCGGUUGUUAAUCAGGUGGAAUGCCACCCGUACUUAAGCCAGCAGCGUCUCUCCGACUUCUGCGAGGCUCGUGACAUCCGCCUGAGCUGUUACGGUGUCCUCGGCUCCAAGGGAACUCCAGCUGACCUCAAGGCCUCACAGUUGUCUGCUAUAGAUGAACCGCUGGUUCAGGUCAUGGCCGCAGGACUUAGUAUUAGUCCAGCACAGCUGCUGAUCAGAUACCAAAUAGACAGUGGGCAUGGCGUGGUAGUGAAAGCUUCGUCCCCUGCCCACCUGUGGGACAACCUGCAAGCGCUCCAUACAUCACUGGAGCCUGCCCAGCUUGACGCCAUACAUGCGCUCAAUAAGAACAAGAGGACCUUCACGUUUGUCGGAAUGGGAGACACUCACAAGAAUUAUCCUUUCAAGAUUGCUUUUUAACUGACUUCCAAAAAGGAGGGUUUUCAAUUCGUCGGGAUUUAAAUCCGUUCCAACCAAAUUCCGCCAUUUUGGUUUUUCCGGCCUAAUUUUUGUGCCAAUGUGACCAAAUACCGUGAAUUUGGUUUUACCCGACUAAAUAAUACAACUACUUACGUAGUAUAUUUUUUUUGACAUUAAGUAUUUUUGUCACAGUAUUCUACCUACGAAAAAUACAUUAGUUUAUUAUCUUCCAAAUUAACUGUAUAGUAUUACACAUAUUACUGUUUUAAUUACUGAGAGCUUGUGGCGCCCUCUGCUUAGGAUAUUUAAUACCGUAUGAAAAAGUAAGAUGACUAAACUUAUGUAUUUUUAGUAGCGCUCUUUUCAAUGUGUGUUUUGACUAUUUCCUGUCAAAUGUUAUUUGUCUAUUAUUAAAUCUUGAUUGUGUGUUAGAAUAAGAUUUCGAUUUUUUUAACUAUGACUUUUUUAGUGUAUCUAGUAUUAUGUAGCCUGGCAAAAUAAUAAUUAUUAUACGGAUGGUACUGGUCCAAUUUCGGUCUCACUUUUGACAUUUGAAAGUUUUUCUUUGACAUCCUAUUUCUAUGAUUUUGCCUAUAUUUGAAUUUAACUAUUUUGAUUUGUUAUUUUUUGCCACGCUGUAUGUAUUCAAUUGAUAAUUUGUUUGUGUGUGAAUCGACUUCAAUUUUAAUUAUUGACAUUUAUAUUUUUCUUAAUAUUAAGAAUAAAAUACAUUUUGUAUGAAA